Messenger RNA from Nerophis lumbriciformis (worm pipefish), 726 nucleotides. RefSeq names its product interleukin 11a (gene il11a). Lineage: Eukaryota; Metazoa; Chordata; Actinopteri; Syngnathiformes; Syngnathidae. The record is from RefSeq and is a predicted model, not a curated record. Gene Ontology annotation, molecular function: cytokine activity; growth factor activity. Gene Ontology annotation, cellular component: cytoplasm. Gene Ontology annotation, biological process: positive regulation of cell population proliferation; positive regulation of MAPK cascade.
AUGAGGAGGAACACCUGUGCAGACACAGUCGGCCUGGCGUCAUUCUGUCACGAUGGGGUUUUCGCAGCUUACUGGCGGGGUUCGUUCUCCCGAAAUGCAGACGGACCACUCAGGACAUGGCGUGCAGUACUGCUGGAUUCCUCCUCGUCGCUGCUGUUGUCGCUGCUAAUAACGCAGCUUCCGGUCUUCACGUCUGCGUCUCCGGUGCCUCCGCGGCGGCCCAGCGACAUGGACAAGCUUUCCAACCAGACCAAAAACCUCAUGAAGCUCACCCAGGAACUGCUGAGGGCGCACGCGUUCGACUCUGACGCCGAGCCUCACAGGUUCCGGUCCUUGCCGGAAAUGAGCAACAGGUCAGCGCACGACCUCCACAAUCUUCAGCUGAGGCCCACGCUCUCCCAGCUCCACGCCGACCUGAAGCUGUACGAGCACCACUUCGAGUGGCUCAACAGGGUCUCCAAGAAGCACCACCACCCUGCACUGCCCAAGCUGGUGGAGGUGAUCAAGGAGAUGAAGUCGCUGAUCAACCUGCUGCACCACCAGAUGCUGAGGGUCCAGGCGCCCAAGCUGGCCCCCGUGGCCCCCUCCCUGCCCCCGGAGCUGCCCUACCAGUUCGACGUGCUGCAGUCCAGCCAGGAGCUCCUCCAGCACUUCAAGCUCUUCUGCGACUGGGCGUACCGAGCCUUCAUCAGCCUCAAGCCCAAAGUCGCCGCCGUUCAGUCGUAA